Molecule: messenger RNA, 1131 nt
Organism: Baudoinia panamericana UAMH 10762
Lineage: Eukaryota; Fungi; Ascomycota; Dothideomycetes; Mycosphaerellales; Teratosphaeriaceae
Exons: 2
Coding region: 201-974 (257 amino acids)
Cellular component (GO): endomembrane system; membrane
Source: RefSeq, a predicted model, not a curated record
ACUGCUCGCAACCCGAACCAUCAUGUCGAUCAACCUUUGACGAUCGUGAAGCCAAACGGACCUUCCCCGCCGAGUUUCCUGACAUCUCUGGCAGUCCGGUGCGAUAAUGUAACACGAGCUUCUCCGUACCCAUACGCUGUUCAAGGCAGGUGUUCGUGCCGUCGUUCUCCCACUGUCCUCUCACUGCUACUGAUUUCACUAUGGCGGAUCAGAAUGCUCGACAAAGAAAGAGCAAGGCUAGCGAUAGCAAUGGAGGCGUUGGCAAGAUGAGCAAUGAAGCGAAAUACGUCAAGGAGCAAUUCAGUGUGCUGGACGCGCUGCGCAUCAUCGGUGGUCUGGUCGUUCUAAACUGCUUGCUUAGCUACUUCAUCACCGGCGACAGCGUGCUAUGGGGCUGGCGGCCAUGGUUCACAAGACCGACUGUGGUAAUGCGUUACUUUCAAGGACCGGUCUACCUGACCGACACCGAGCUCAAAGUCUACGAUGGCAGAGACCCGAAGAAGCCCAUCUACCUGGCCCUAAACGGCACCAUCUACGACGUGACCGCGGGCCGCCGUCUCUACGGACCGGGCGGCAGCUACAACGUUUUCGCCGGCAUAGAUGCCACCCGCGGGUUCAUCACCGGCUGCUUCGUCGAAGACAGAACGCCUGACCUGCGCGGAGCGGAAUGGACAUACGUGCCCGCGGAUGUUCCUGGCUUUGAGGUGGAGGGCGUGACAGCCGCGCAGAAGAGCUACCGUGAGCUCGAGCUGCGGAAGGCGAGGCGACAAGUGCAGAUGACGAUUGAGGGGUGGGGAAAGAUGUUCCAGGGUGGAGGCGGGAAGGACUACUUCGAGGUUGGGAAGGUGAAGAGGGAGGAGGGGUGGUUGGAGAAGCUGCCGAGACGAAAGUUGUGCGAGCAGGCGCAGAAGCAGAGACCGAAGCCUAAGAGUGCGGCGAACGACCCAGGUGCUGCGUACAGAGCGAGAGGCUGAUAUUCGGUACAUAAUCAAGCUUGUACGAUCCGGGAGGUUUGCUCGAUUGGAUUGCCUUCAUCAUGUCUCUCGUCACCUUUCAGGUGGCAUGUAGUGCCUCAUGUUUGCACUCAAGGCAAGGCAGUCGCUAUUUCCUAUUGUAACCGUUGCGUUGCCG